Dothidotthia symphoricarpi CBS 119687 is the source of this 471-nucleotide messenger RNA. RefSeq lists its product as uncharacterized. The coding region runs from base 1 to 471 and encodes 156 amino acids. NCBI's taxonomy places the organism in Eukaryota, Fungi, Ascomycota, Dothideomycetes, Pleosporales, Dothidotthiaceae. The record is from RefSeq and is a predicted model, not a curated record. The transcript has 2 exons.
AUGGACGACGGCGAGGAUCAAUAUGAUGGCAAAUUCCGGAGCAAGAAGGGGCCCAAUAAGGAAAUCCCUGACACACAAAGUCAUUCUGGUGCAUUCGGCCUCUCAGGCGACAUCGCCUGUCCCUUAACUCCAUGCUUGCGUCGUAUGAGUACGAUUCCAAGAAUGGUCAAGCAGAUCACGGUAAGUCCCCCAAUGGCUCCUCCCACUAUAGGUCCAAGGUUCAUUGGCUCUUGGUUGGAAGAAGUAGGGAUUGGGCCUGAUGUCGACGAGGAAUUUAUAACAGAGCUGGAGCGCGAUGCAGGUACGGAAAAUGUUUCUACGACUGUGGCUUUCGGUUGCGAAGCCGAGCUGGUCAAAGAGCUGCUGGGUACAGAGGUGGGACUCGAUGGUGUUGUUGUUGCCUCUGCGGCGUUUGGAACCGGGAGAAGUGUAUCGGUUCGAGUUUCUGCUCCACAAGCAAUGUACUCGUAG